UCCCCUCCCCUGGAGAGGGAAGGUUGGGGUGGGAGAGGGUAUUGUAUGUAUUUGUCUCUCUCUCAGGACACAGUUCUUGAUCAUCUUGAUUUUCGGAGAGAGACACCUCAAACUGUCCCAGCCGCUGGGCGAGGGCAGCGCCUGCUGCUGUAACCUUUCCCUCCGGGUGCAGGAAUUGUCCGCUGCGCCUUUAACUGGGGUCGUUACACCGGCGGCCGAGCUGCAGGAAGAAGCAGCAGCAGCAGCGCGUGGUGCCCUGUCGGCUGCUCCCCUCCGGCUCCCGGCGCUGCAGCCUGAACCCCGGGAGAGGUGCCGCUAGAGGCAGCCGAAGGAAACAAAUGUGGCCACGGAGCGCAAGACGCCUUGUCUCCCCGUGCGCUAGGAGAGCUCCAGCGGCGAGCCGCUAGGGCGCAGCCGGCUCGGAGAGCGGCGGCCUCGGGCAGGUGCGGGACUCGGUGCUCAGCUGCAGGAGCCGAGGCGCCCGGGGAGAUGGCGAAAGCCUCACGCCCAGCUGGUCCUCGCAGAUUCAGUGGUGCUCAGUGGCACAUGCAGAACAUCAUUAAUGACUCUGUGGAGAGCUCAGACGAUGAAUUUUUUGAUGCCCGAGAGGAGGUGGUGGAAGGGAAAAGUGCCAUUCUCAUCGGAAUGAGCCAGUGGAACUCCAAUGACUUGGUAGAGCAGAUCGAAACAAUUGGGAAGCUGGAAGAAAAUCAAGCAGGUGAAGAGUCUGCGGUUUGCUCGUCUGGAUUUCUCCAGGAAAAGCAACGUGAAUUAUAUAGAGCCUCUUUGAGAAAACAAAGAUUCCCUGCACAAGGCAGCAUUGAAAUACAUGAGGACAAUGAGGAAGGAGCUCAGCACAGGAACUGUAAAACUCACGUCCUUAUUCUUGUCCUACAUGGGGGCAACAUCUUAGAUACAGGAGGAGGGGACCAGAACUGCAAGAUGGCUGACAUCAACACCUUCAGUUCCGUGUUUGAAAAGGUGACCCGAGCCCAUUUCCCUGCUGCACUGGGCCACAUCUUAAUCAGGCUUGUCCACUGCCCAGCCAUCUGUUUGGAGGCUUUCUCUCUUGUUUCCAACCUGAAUCCCUACAGCUAUGAUGAGAACUGCCUGAGCAGUAGUGAAGACCACAUCCCACUGGCUGCCUUGCCCUUGCUGGCCAUUUCCUCCCCUCAGUACCAGGAUGCAGUUGCCAUGGUGAUUAGCAGAGCCAACCAAGUUUACAAUGAAUUUCUCAAGUCUCCAGAUGGGACUGGUUUUAAUGGACAGGUGUGCCUCAUCGGUGACUGUGUUGGAGGAAUUUUGGGGUUUGACGCCAUCUGCUACAGUGCUGGCACUGCGGGUGAGAGUCAGAACAGUAGCAGGAGAGGGAGCCUCGGCAGCAUGCAGGAUAAUCCCCUCUUAGCAGAGGAUUCCAGUCUGGGUGGCAGCAAACGCCUAAGCAAAAGUAAUAUAGACAUUUCGGGAACCAUGGAGGAUGAGGAGCCAAGGCAACCGUUGCCAAGGAAACAGAGCGACUCAUCCACUUAUGACUGUGAUACUAUAUCCCAACACCAUGCUUUCCUGUCUAGUAUCCACGCGAGUGUUAUGAAGAACGAUGCAGACUUUCCUCCUAUGAGCAGCUCCAGUCUCUCAGAAGUAAACCUGGGACGGUUUGAAUUUGAAGUUUCAGAUUUCUUCCUGUUUGGAUCACCCCUUGGUUUAGUACUGGCCAUGAGGAGUACUGUUCUGCCUGGACUGGACGUGUGCCAGGUCCGUCCAGCUUGCAGCCAAGUAUACAGUUUCUUUCACUCUGCUGAUCCCUCUGCCUCCAGGCUUGAGCCAUUGUUGGAGAAAAAAUUCCACCUCUUGCCUCCAUUUAACGUCCCAAGGUACCAGAGAUUUCCACUGGGAGAUGGAAGAUCACACCAGUUAGCUGACACUCUUCACAACCAGAGCGCCCUGUUUCUUGAGAACAUCUCCAGGGUCACGCCCUCCUCUCCAGAGACUCCAGAAUCUCCAGACACGCUGAGUGAGUCACAAGGAAAGACAAGGAGGACAAGCUUGGUCAGCACGAACAGCGAAACCUCCGGGUCGACCGAGAGCUUGCCAUCAGCAAACAUCUCCAGCAUUACUGCCAAAUGGUGGGGAACAAAGAGAAUAGAUUACGCCCUGUACUGCCCAGAUGUUUUAACAGCAUUCCCAACAGUGGCCCUGCCCCAUCUCUUCCACGCCAGCUACUGGGAAUCAACUGACGUAGUGGCAUUCAUUUUAAGACAGGUGAUGAGGUAUGAAAAUGUGAAUGUCAAGGAAAAUGACAGCUUGGACCCUGCAACACUAAGCCCCUCCAAUCCACGAGAGAAAUGGCUACGCAAGAGGACACACGUCAAGCUCAGAAAUGUAACUGCCAAUCACAGAGCAAAUGAUGUCAUUGCAGCUGAAGAUGGUCCUCAGAUACUGGUUGGGCGGUUUAUGUAUGGUCCCCUGGAUAUGGUCGCUUUAACAGGUGAAAAGGUUGAUAUCCUUAUUAUGACUGAACCCUCUUCGGGCAGGUGGGUGUAUUUCGACACAGAGAUCACCAAUAGCAGUGGCAGGAUAUCCUACAACAUACCCAAACAGAAGAGGCUUAGAGUUGGCGUGUAUCCGAUCAAAAUGGUGGUUAGGGGCGACCAGAGCAAUGCAGUGAGUUACCUGACUGUGCUUCCCCCGGGAAUGGAGUGUGUGGUGUUUAGCAUUGAUGGCUCCUUUGCUGCGAGUGUCUCAAUCAUGGGUAGUGACCCCAAAGUCCGAGCUGGGGCAGUCGACGUUGUCCGCCACUGGCAGGAUCUGGGAUAUCUGAUCAUCUAUAUCACUGGCCGUCCUGAUAUGCAAAAGCAGAGAGUGGUCUCAUGGUUAUCUCAGCACAACUUUCCUCAAGGGAUGAUUUUCUUCUCGGAUGGGCUUGUUCAUGACCCACUACGACAAAAGACUAUUUUCCUCCGGAAUCUAAUGCAAGAGUGCUACAUCAAAAUUUGUGCUGCGUAUGGCUCAAUGAAGGAUAUUUCCGUGUACAAUGUUUUGGGUCUGUCGCCUUCCCAGAUCUACAUAGUUGGACGUCCAACAAAGAAAUACCAGACUCAAUGUCAGUUCCUCAGUGAAGGUUAUGCGGCACACUUAGCCUUGCUGGAAUUCAGUCUCCAUUCACGGCCCAAGAAGAACAACUCCCGGAUGAUCUUGAGGAAAGGAAGCUUUGGCCUGCACUCCCAGCCCGAGUUUCUGCGGAAACGGACUCACCUUCGCAGGACUAUGUCUGUGCAGCAGCCUGACCCACCUUCGUCAAACCCCAAACCAGAGCGUGCCCAGAGCCAGCCUGAAUCAGACAAAGAUCAUGACAGGCACCUGCCCCCUAUAGCCUGGGUUCGAGGUGGGGUCCAUAAAUUUGAGUCUGCGCCUUAGGAAGCAUUGAGGUGUAAGUCUUGGGUGCCGGCCAAUCAAGCUGUAGGCAUGAGGUAGGACACAUAACCAGAGCCUUCCUUGCUCUGGAAUCUGCCUUCUCAAACCAAGUAGGGAACUUUGUUUGUUCCUCUUAACAUACCUAUAAUAAAACUUUAAAUCCAGAUCUAAAACUAUCGCAAGUGCUUAACAUCAAAACUGCAAAAUAGGUCUUAGAAUUUUUUUUACAAGACACAUUAUAAAAUGUACAAUAAGAGAAAAGCUUUAACAGAUUGAUUUUACUCAAGGGAAGAUGCUUAAAGGAGUGACAUCAGCUAAUUAGUAGCACCUUAAAAAAAAAAAAGCAUAAGCAGGUAAAAUGAGUGAAAGAGAAGGGUUACAUUUUAAAACCCUAAUGGCUGUAUCAGUUGCUGCUAUACUCCUGAGAAAGUGUUUACACAGAAGGGAAGUGCAGGUGGAGUGGAAGGCAAACUCUUUGGGUACCUUAAACCCAAGAAAAUUUCCUUUGGCUUGCGGUGUUGAUGAAUGUGCAUCAGCUCAAGUUCUGAUCCAUACAUCUUAUAAGUGAGGUAGCCAGACUUAAAAUAUACACUAGAGAAAUCUACUUAUGAACCAAAUCAUAAACACCUGAUGUUUAAAAAAAGAAAAAUGUCUCUGCAGUCUGAAGCACUGAUAGUGUUGCUAUAUACAAAAAUCACUUUUUUUGGAGCUUGUUGACUGUACAAAUGUUUGAAUUCCUUCAAGCAACAAGAUGGGUUUGACCCUUUAGAUAUAAGACAUGGAUCCUACAUAGGUCAGCUAAAGAAAUCCCUCUUCUGUAGCGUCUCCAGAAUUUUACAAUGGAUGAAAAUGAGUGAUAAAAUCAUAACCGGUUUUAUAUUGGUAAUUUUUCUCUUAGCAUAUUGUUUUUUAAACAGCAGUGACAUGAAAGUGUAGUGCAGUUUCUGUUAAAACAAUCUUACUGUAUUUAAAAUACUCACAUUUAAGCUUCAUAGAAACUAGAUGCUAUGAAAUUGCAGCUGCUAGUUAAAAGUACUCAUUUUCUAAUUAUCGAAAAAUUCCAUUUAGAUGUUCUCAGCUCAGUUAGAAGGAUCUACUGGAGGCAACUGUGUGGGAAUCUCCCUAAAUGUUCACAUUUCAGAGGUAAAUUUUGUAGUCGUUUUAGGAUAGAAGCAAAGAGCCAGAUCCUGCAAAUUCUUACUCAGUGAUAACUCCUACUGAGCUGAAUUCAGUGGAGAAACUAAAACUUGGUUGUAAGCGCUCAGGAACACCACCUCUUACAGGAUUAAACACUGGUUUGUGCAAAAAUCUAGCGUCACAUUUCCUGAAAGAUCUAGUAGCUUUUCACAAUAAAAUUAAUGUUUCUCUUACCCCGGUUAAAUUAAACUGGAGUUUUGACGUUAAAAUUAAGACACUGAUUGUUUUGCAAGCUCACGCUAGUUAGGAUCGGGUACUUAAAGCUAACUGUUUUAUUUAUGUCCUUUGCUCAGUGUCUCCUUGGCGCCAGGUCAUUUGGACAUAAAAGCUAAAUGUAAGAUCUCCCAGAGCAACACUUAAAAUAGUGCUUAGGUUUAAACUGUCUUUUUCUGUGUAAUGUCACAAAUCCUCUAACACACAGCACUUUAAAUGGUUAUGUGUUCUGUCUUUGCCCUCUGUGUCCCUCUCAUCCACCCUCUGCAACCAGACUGAAAUCACACAGGCUGCAAAGCAGGGCAGAAACUAGCUCCCUGCGCUCCACUGACUACUAGUAUCAGCAUGCAUGGCUCCACAGACUUUAGUGGAGUCGUGGCUGCUUCUCCCAGUGAUGAAUCUGGCUCUCCACUGCUGCUCUACGGGCAAGGAAAAGCAAGUAAUGAAGAUGGGUGGCUGGUGCUGAAUCUAUCUGAUGCCUCUCUUCUGACUAACAGGUACUAACAAAAAAUGCCCAUAAAACAUACAGUAAAAAGCUUGCUACGGUGAUCUACAUCUGACCACUAACGGUUUACAGAUUCAGCAGAUUCACUCCUUUAUUGUCCUUAGAGCAGUUUUAUUUGCUUGGGGCUAUGGUGACUGGCCAACUGUUUUAGGCUCUCUUCACUGCAAAACUUCUGAGAUACAGUAUUUUUCAGCUUACCUCAAGUUUAACGGGCAGGGGAGCAUACGACUUUUCAGAUUUGUCUAUUGAGUUCCUACCUGUAAUCGGAUGGGCAGAUCUAAAGGUGACAUUGAUUGUUUAGCUCAAAAUUACAUUUUUUAAAGCAGCUCUGUGUUACAGCAUGUACCCUGCUGGUGGUAAUUGUGCAAUUCAAAGCUAUUGUUGCUUUAGCUAAUGUCUACCUCUAUCAGCCACGAGGCUCCAAAACCAGCUUCGCCUAUAUAUUUAUCUAAUUCUCCUAUUAAUCUCAUUCUGGAAAGAAAUAUAGAUGAGUUGGAACUGUGUCCAUCAUUAAGGAAAAUGAGCCUGAAAGUUAUAACAAUGUUUUUAACUUGAAUUUUUCAUUAAUACCUGGGUCUCUUAUGAGAAGCCAGUACAAUAGCUUCUAGUCAACCGUAUAAUAAUUUAAGCAGUGAAAUAAGUGCUAGUCUGUGUACAUGAUUAGAAUGUCAGCAUUUUAAAUGUUACUACAUACAGUAUUAGAUUGCAGCUGAGAAAAAUUAACUCCUCGACUUGGUUUUAUGAGCUAUGGGAACUCAUGUGGCCUUAGUAUAAUUCCAAUAUUGCUUAUUGCUCAGGGAUUGAAUGUUUUACCCUCUGCUCACAAUCCCACAACAUAUUCAAGUUACAGGUUAAUGUUUCAUACCAGUUUCCAGCCCGUGUUCCAAAAUUUCAGAAGAUUUAAAGCAGUUGGGUUUUUUCCUUGCUCUAGAUUAUUAGUCACUAAAAUGGUGUUGUCAUUUCAGUGGGGCUGAGAGUAUCAGUAUGGUAAGAAGAAUGACAUGAAAUCUCUGAACUAGCUGGGCCUACAAACAAGUUAUUAUGUAAUUGGAAAUUUGGGAACCCAGCUGUAUAUUAAAACUUGCAUCUAAUUUAUGCUGUGUCCAGGUAGCUCUUUUAUGGAUGCUGACCUAGGCCCAGUUAUGUUAAAUUGUCAAUCCCUGUUAUCUCCUAAAGGAUUUGCUUCUUGCCAGAUUGUUUACAUGCCAUGAUUCAUAGGCUUUGAAGUAGGAAAGUCUGCACCUGUUGAGUUAAGUGGAAUUUCAAAAUCAAUUUAAGUCUUCAUUCAGUUUUGCUUAAACUUUCACCAAGGGGAUUAGCUGUGCUUUUUAAAAUUUCAUUCAUUAGCAGAUUGGGUUUGGGUAUCAUUUUCCGUUUGUAUCAAGUUACUACCAGAUGUCUCUGCACACUCAAAACUAUCUUGGUUGUGAAUUAAGACAUCAAUGGAAGUUUUGGGUGCUCACAGAACACAGGUUGAGCACAUAAUUUCUGCACUUCAGUGCCUCCUGACUGCUUGAUAUGGAAAAGCACAGUCUUCUGCCCAGGUAAACUGAGGGAAUAAUUGGAAAUGUAAAAUGUAAUGUAAUAUUUUAGUGAGGAGUCAUAGCAGUCAAAGUUAAAUGCACAAGGAAGGUAGGCUGUGACUAGAAACACUUAUUUCUCCGCCAUGUUUAUGGACCCAGUUUAUUACUGUAAAAAAAAAAAACCUGAUUAACUAGCAGUGGUGGUCUGUUAUCUAAGCUAUUGUGAAAAGACACCUUCAGAGCUGUGGUGUUUGUUGUGCGUGUGUGUAUAUAUUUACUGACUUCAUUACAACCCUAUGUGAAGUUUUGGUAAAGCUUUCACAGCAAAUUUGUAACCAAUAUGCAUUUUUUUACAAUAGCUAUUUGGUCUAUUUUGUUGUCCUGUUUUUUGGGGGGAGAAGUAGCAUUGUAAAGAGUGCAGAAUAUUCCACAGACACGCAUAGUAAUGGUAAUCCAAAUUUUAUGAGUAUGUCACUAAAAUGUUUAAGUACAUGUUUGCCUACACUAGUGCUCUUGAAACAAAAUCAUCUUGCUUGACCAAAGUUUUCUUGUUUAUUCUGUGGCAUGUUUUAUAUCUAUUCAGCAUACUACUUUGUUAGGUGUGAACUACACAACAUCUAUUGUCCUUCUCCGUCACUGGGGUUCAAGAGUUAGCUGCCGUUUUGAUAUGGUUAGAUGGGAAGAAAAGCAUUAAUCGUGUUCCAUUCUCCACUAUUUAGUACAUCUAGCAGCCUUUAUACUAGAGAGUUCAGACUUUAGAAGAUGGUAUUAGAGGGCCCUCUCCUCUUAUUUGCUACUGCUUUCAAAGUAGCUAGGGCAUAUUUCAGGAGUUAUAGGGAGACAGAAAAAGCCAUUAGCGAAGAUGGUGACACUUCUGUCAAAUUCUCAUGCUCUUGUGGGGCACAGAAAGCAUGUAAACAGCCCUUGUACCUGGUUCUGCUGAACAGGAUGCCCUGCUUCCACUCUGCAAAAAUUGUGUGCAUAUGCAUCUAAACAAAUCCAGUAGUUUGCAUAUAAUCUGGUUUUAAAAGCAAAUAGCCAAGAGCACUUUCCCCUAUAAUUUUUCAAGACUGAAUGUAAAACAACUGGUAAAGAACAGCACUAAAAGCAAAAACAUUUCCCCCACCCCCCACUAUCCACACCACAAGAAAGUUAACUGACACUAUAUAUUAACACAAUAGCAGCAAGUUGCUUUUAAACGCAUUUCUUUAAUCCUACAUUAUUAAUAGAAGUAUCUCCUCUGCCUCUCUUUUUUUCCUGUUUAAGGGACUGAAAACUCUGAAUGUGGAGUCACAGAAUUUCCAGCUGGUUAUUCCCUUUGGGGAGUGGAGAAAUUAGGCACGUGGCCUUUUUUCACCCUGCCACCUAAUGUGUCUGACCUCACUGUCCCUGGAAGCAUAGCUGUUCUACAGGAGAUUGGAGGGUGGGAGUGAGUUCUAACUACAGACUAGGGUGAGUAUGAAAACAUACUCAUUUCCCAGGCUACAGAUAGCAGCCAGUGAUCCUGCUUGGAAUGGAGCUCCCUGAGGGAGUUGAAAAUAACACAGCCGACACUUCCCUUUUUGGCUCAGAUCCAUGAAAAGGGGAUGAUGAGCUGGCCUGUAAUUAUUUUAAAAUUUGACAGUAAGCAGGCCCAGUUUUAAAGGAAGGGGUGGAAAAAUGUGAGUUAGCUGUCAAUACGCUCUGAGAGUCAGUGCUUUUUUGGGUAUGGGAAGGCUAAGUAAAGGCAGGUUUACAUGUAAAAUGGAACACUAAAGUUGUGGAAAACAGCAAGUUCUAAAUAUUGGAAGCUACUUCUGGGUCUAGAAGGGCAGUCUCAUGGCAGAACCCCAACCCCAAAGCAUACUAUUUUUUUUAUUUAUGUGGGAAGACAAAAUGUCUACUUAACUGAAUCCCUGUGAGGAGACUUGAAAUUGUACAUGGUCUUUGAGUCUACAGUUUUACUAAGUGUAUACUUUUAAAUAGUGUCAGUGGGAAGGUUCUAUCUAUGGUGACAAAUGUUUAUAUUUCCUAUGGCUGCCUUGUAUAAAUUAAAAAAACCUGUACAAUAAUGAAUUUCUUAACAUUAUGAACUAAGGAGUAAGAUUUUUACAACUGGUCUAGAUUUUGAUGUGAGCUGGUUUUUAAAAAUCUUAUAAAAAGCUAGUCAAAUAAAAGCCUUCUUUGCCUUUAAAUGACAGCGUUGUGGGUUUUUC
This is a messenger RNA of Gopherus evgoodei (Goodes thornscrub tortoise), 9044 nucleotides long. It is a transcript of the gene PITPNM3, whose product is annotated as PITPNM family member 3. The transcript is spliced from 20 exons. The record is from RefSeq and is a predicted model, not a curated record. Gene Ontology annotation, cellular component: cytoplasm. Lineage: Eukaryota; Metazoa; Chordata; Testudines; Testudinidae. The coding region runs from base 490 to 3414 and encodes 974 amino acids. Gene Ontology annotation, biological process: phospholipid transport. Gene Ontology annotation, molecular function: phosphatidylcholine binding; phosphatidylinositol transfer activity; phosphatidylinositol binding.